Molecule: messenger RNA, 2880 nt
Organism: Clarias gariepinus (North African catfish)
Lineage: Eukaryota; Metazoa; Chordata; Actinopteri; Siluriformes; Clariidae
Gene: rhoub
Product: ras homolog family member Ub
Exons: 3
Coding region: 152-865 (237 amino acids)
Biological process (GO): small GTPase-mediated signal transduction
Molecular function (GO): GTP binding; GTPase activity
Source: RefSeq, a predicted model, not a curated record
AUGCUUAUAACGCGUUAUGUGAAGUGAAGAGCAGACACAGCGCCACUGCUGGAGGAAUCAUGAUUAUUCGGCAACACUGAGAAUUAUUUUUGAAGCUUCAUUCGUCCGUAAUUUCAUUAGACUUUUGUGUGCAAAGCCUUUUGAACCGCAGAUGGAAUAUAAUCCUUUAAUGGCUCCUCCGGUUCCGCCGCAUAAACCGAACUGCAGCCGGACUUCGGGCUCUCAGGAGCGGCUGCUGAAGUGUGUGCUGCUCGGUGAUGGAGCUGUGGGCAAAACCAGCCUGGUGGUGUCCUACACGACCAACGGAUACCCCACCAGAUACGUCCCUACAGCCUUCGACAACUUCUCCGCUGUAGUACAAGUUGAUGGACAGCCACUGAGACUGCAACUUUGCGACACUGCUGGACAGGAUGAGUUUGAUAAACUCAGGCACUUCUGCUACUCACGCACAGAUGUGCUGCUCCUCUGCUUCAGUGUGGUUAGUCCCGCUUCCUUUCAGAACGUGGGUGAAAAAUGGGUGCCCGAGAUCCGGCGGCGGUGUCCACUCACCCCCGUCCUGCUGGUGGGGACACAAUGUGACCUGCGUGAGGAUGUGAAGGUGCUGAUCGAGCUAGCGAGGCGGCGUGAACGGCCCGUACCUGAGCAGGACGCCCGCGCCCUUGCUGACAAGAUUGGCGCUGUUACAUAUGUCGAAUGCUCAGCUCUGACACAGAAAAACUUAAAAGAGGUGUUUGAUGCCGCCAUCUCUGCCGGUCUGCGGCAGUCUGAGAGACGUGUCAGGCGGGAACGCAAGGUUCUUAGCACAGCUGAUAAGAUGAAGAUGCUCUCUAAGGCCUGGUGGAAGAAAUAUGUAUGCAUCCAAUAACACGAGCCAAGUUUUGAGUCAUCGACGCACAUGGACAAAGUGACAAAAAACCUUGACUCAUUCAGUGCCUCAAGCAAAUGGCUUGAUCAGGAGUGUGUUUGUGUGAGUGAGUGAGUGUGUGUGUGUGUGUGUCAGUGAGAUAUUUUCACUGAAGUGUGGGCUGAAGUAUGACUCGUAUUGGCCGUGGCUAUCAAGUCUCAGCUAUAAGCUGCUUUAAUAGUUACAGCUAUCUCAGCAACUCCGAACUCUGAGCUCUCUGGCCAGAUCCAAGAAUAAGUUAACUGGAAGCUGAAGAGUGUCGAUCUCUUAAAAGAGAAACAAGAAAAAGCGUACACUUCACUUUUUGUCAGACACUACUAUUGAAAAGUUUGGAAUCACUUGGAAUCAAUUACACUUUAUUCUUCGUUGAUAAUUGUAUGUGCUAAAAUACAUGUUUCAUGUAAAUCUAAAUAAUGUAGAUCAGAUGUUAAUUACGUUACAUUAGUUUGAUUGAAAAUAGUAAUUAAAUAAUGAUUCAUAAUUACUGGCUAUCAUGGCUAGGCAACAUGGCAAGAAUGUGUCAUAAUGAAAUACUUCUAGACAUAACAAUAAAAAAAAAAAUUGUAACAUCCUUAAAAUGUUUUUUAAAAACUAUUUAGCAAAAAUAUUCAACAAACUACGAAACUAAAAAAUGUGUAAUCCAGGUGGUUGCCUGGAGAAAUUACAAAAUAGGACAAUAUUAUAAAAUCACCAUAAUGCAUCAAAUAUUCUCAGGAAAGGGUAUUACAAUAAGUUUUAUUACAAUAGAGACACCCUGAUGUCGUAUCUCCUUUCCUUAAUAUGAUUUGCUGUCUAAAUGUCAGGAUUUCCACAUGGCCAUAUUAUACAUUCAUUAUUCUUCAUAUGAAUUUUUAUUAUGACUGUGGUCAAUUUUUCAUAAAUGAUUUAUCCAUAGGGCUGACGCCAUAUAUGAAUCGAUGUAUAGUUGUGUCUGUGGUGAUUUCAAACUUUUGAAUUGUAAUGUAGAGCAUAUAGUGUGUGCAAGAUUAUAUUUAUGUAUGUGAAAUGUUAAGCAAAUGUUAUAAAUUUAGUUUUUAUUUUACAACCGCAGUUAUUUGCUCAACACUGGAUCUUGAAGCUGUUGACAUGUUUGUUUGUUUCUUUACUCUUUUAUUCAGUAUGAAAUGCUUCCAAUCUUAUUUAGUGCCCAUCUUUGAGUACAUACACCAUGAUGUCACCUUUGAUUUUGACAGCUGUUACUGUUGAUGGCCACCCAUUUAAGACUUCUGGGUGUUAAGUUAUUGAGUGUAAAGAAUAUGUUAAAUUUUAGUCACCUCAUCAGUGUAUUUGAGUAUAGCAUUCAGUAAUGAUGGGAGCAUAUUUAUGGCGAACUAAAGCUUUCAGUCUCGUUCCGAUGUCAAAGGAGAUUUAUCGAGUUUUAUUGCAUUUUAUACUUAUUGUUCACUAAAUCAUUGGAGACGAUUCAUUUGACUAGCACAGUGUGUGACCCUGUGUGUGGUGGUUCCAUCACCUCGGUUUUAUGGUCGUAUGUAGUGUAGUGUUCUUGGGUGUUUUAUUGGUUAACACGCUGGCUUUAACAUUUGUUAUUGUGGUACAAUAGGCAUUAAUUCACGCCGUGUUAAUGUGACGUGUGACAGGCCUGAAUAAGCAGUUCCCAGGUUGCAUUUUCUCCAUGUAAUUGUGUUGGUUAGCCGAUAAGUGGGACGUAUUUGCUUCUCAUUAUUCAGAAGCCUUUUUAUUCCUCUUUCAGACAUUUGAAGACCUUUGGAAAUUAACUAUAACUAUAAAACUGUACAACAAAGGUUGAUCAAACAUUAAAUGACAUUUACUGCGCUUAGUGUGUACAGCAUACAUGUUGGUGCCAUAUCUUUAUCCGGGUACAUUCAUGUAGAGUUAUACAUUUUUAUAACUGUAUGUAAUUAUCUUUGUUACUGUAUGACCAUCCACUAUGGUACACAUCUCAGUUAUGGAUUAUUAUGCCAAAUAAACUUGCUUCUUUGAAGUAAAAUUAAAAA